Dreissena polymorpha is the source of this 8378-nucleotide messenger RNA. RefSeq names its product sodium channel protein type 4 subunit alpha B-like. Gene Ontology annotation, cellular component: plasma membrane; voltage-gated sodium channel complex. Gene Ontology annotation, molecular function: voltage-gated sodium channel activity; calcium ion binding. Lineage: Eukaryota; Metazoa; Mollusca; Bivalvia; Myida; Dreissenidae. The transcript is spliced from 33 exons. The record is from RefSeq and is a predicted model, not a curated record. The coding region runs from base 206 to 6097 and encodes 1963 amino acids. Gene Ontology annotation, biological process: sodium ion transmembrane transport; membrane depolarization during action potential; neuronal action potential.
GUUCAUUACUUGCGUCUUUAUUCCAUGGGAAUAUUUAUGGUCGAUGGUGGAACACAAUCGUUCGUAUGUGAACAAAUGGAUUUGUAACGUGAUCUUAGUACUAGCCAGAUGUCUUUGCGUGUGUCGCCUGCAUCCAGCCUUUUGGCCACAAGUAGUUGAUACAUCAAACAACCUCAUCUCUUCUCAUAGCUAGAAGGGGUCGAAUAUGGAAAACACAGAUAGGACCGCCGCCGAGGAGCCGGAAGAGGCCGAAGAAUUCACUCCCUUCCGGCCGUUCACCCGGAACUCGCUGUUUAACAUCGAGCGGCGAAUAGCGGAGGAGGCCGCUGCCAAGGCAGCGGAAGAGGCCGCCGCUGAGUCGGACGAUGAAGAUGAGCCGACGCCGGAAGAAAUCAAACCGAAUCCCAAGCUCAUGAUCGGCAGGAAGCUUCCACUGACCCUAGAGGACUACUUUUUACCGGAGCACGUGGGGAAACCCCUCGAGGAUAUCGACGAGUUCUACCAGAAUAAAAAAACAUUCGUGGUGAUUGGCAAGGACAAGAUGAUCUUUCGAUUCAGCGCCACCAACGGCUUCUUCCUGCUUUCCCCCUUCAACCCCGUGAGACGAGCCGCGAUGUACAUUCUCACCCACCCAAUUUUUAGCCUAAUGGUUAUACUGACUAUUAUUGUCAAUUGUAUCUUUAUGACGUUUACCGAGACCCCUGGUGGAGACAUAACGGAGUACGUUUUCACGGGUAUUUACACUGUUGAAUCACUCGUCAAAAUGACCGCUAGAGGAUUCGUCCUACAGCCAUUCACAUAUCUCAGAGAUCCGUGGAAUUGGCUAGACUUCGGCGUCAUAGCCAUUGCGUACAUGACAACGUUUAUUCCUCAACUCGGCAACCUAUCAGCAUUGAGAACCUUCAGAGUGUUACGAGCCUUAAAAACCGUUGCCGUUGUCCCAGGACUUAAAACCAUCGUGGGUGCCUUACUCGAAGCUGUAAUAAGACUGCGCGACGUCGGCAUUCUGACGUCAUUUAUGCUUUCAAUCUUUGCGCUCAUCGGCAUGCAACUUUACCAGGGCAUAUUACGUAACAAGUGCUUGCGUAAUAUAACCGAAGCUCUUGGACCAAACGUCACAGACAUGGAAUGGGGUAAUUUCACAAGCGACACGAAUAACUACGCCCCAGGAGACAUAAUGUGUGGAAAUGCCAGUUCCGCUGGGAAAUGUCCGGAUGGAUUUACAUGUAUCGAAAGAAUCGGGAUAAAUCCGAACUUUGGGUACACAAGUUUUGACAAUUUUGGCUGGGCGAUGCUGUGCGCUUUUCGCCUCAUGACGCAGGAUUACUGGGAAAACCUGUAUAUGCUUAUCAUUCGGGCGGCAGGCCUAUACCAGGCGCUGUAUUUCAUGCUGGUGAUCUUGCUGGGUUCUUUCUACCUUGUUAACCUGAUAUUAGCCAUUGUUGCAAUGUCGUACAGCGACCAACAAAAAGCUGAUAAAAGCGACGCUGAAGAUGAAAAGCUUGAAAAGGAGUUUGCAGAAGAGAAUCUUAGGGCAGCCCCGGGACUCGCCGAACUAGCCCAGACAUUUCGAUUUCAUGCACCUGUUUUUCCAAACAAAAUCGAGCAUAUGAUGGAAGAGAUAGAGGAUGCUAUGCACGAGCUGACUAAAAGUCCCAGCAUGCAAUCCAACACCAGCGGUCCGCCUUUCAGUCCAGACAGCAAAACGGAGGAUGGUGUCGACAGAAUAUCGGUCCAGUCGGAGAAAAAUGGCGCCGAUCCCCACCAUCUCAGCGUUGCAAGCCCUACGGCAAGCUUUAGUCUACCGGGCUCUCCGUACGUACGACGCCGCCGGAAACCAAGUAAAAUCAGUUUAAAAAUAGCCAAACAGCUGCGCAAUCAAGCAGAAAAGCAACCUUUGGUACAUUUAGAAUCACUUAACCUACCAUAUGCAGAUGACUCUAACGCAGUAACGCCGUGUUCAGAUGAUAUUCAUCUGUGCGCUUUGCCCUCGAAAUUUUCCAUUCUUGCACGACAUGCGUCCCUGCGGAGAGCCUUAGAAGAAUCCUCCCGCCGAAACAGCAACACUUCCCAAACUAGUAGAUCAUCGCACCCCCGCCUGUCUCCCCACUCCCCUACUGAUAAAAUGUCCAUGCUUAUGGAGGCAUUUGAGAAACGCAGCAAGGCUAACAAUCAACUGAUGCCUGAUGCUUGCAUGGAUAAACUGGAUGAAACUGGAUAUGAUAUCAAUAAACGAUCAAAGGGGUCUUUAUGCCGAACCCCCCGCGCAUCGAAUGUUGACCCAAAAGACGUAAUGGUUUUACGUGAACUCAUUGACCACGUGGAAACGGCGUCUAGGGGCAACCGAGCUCUGAGCGCAAGCGUCUUCAGCGUUGAGAAAGAGCCGUUCAAGGACAAGUUGCACCGCUUGCUCUGCAGCUGGGAUACUCCUGCGUGGUUCAAGCAGAUCCAGAGCUGGGUUGGAUUCAUAAUCCUCGAUGCGUUCGUAGACUUGUUCAUCACUCUAUGCAUCCUCGCCAAUACCGGGUUUAUGGCCGCCGACAUGCACGGCCUGACCCCAGAGGCGAUACACACACUCGAAACAGGAAACCGGGUUUUCAGCUACAUAUUCGCGACAGAGGCGUUCUUUAAGAUCAUCGCGCUUGGGCUGAUACAAUACAUGAAGGACGGAUGGAACAUAUUCGAUUUCUUCAUCGUCUCUCUGAGCUUCGCGGAGAUGCUUCUGGAAGGCGUGAAGGGACUGUCGGUGUUGAGGACUUUUAGAUUGCUGCGUGUAUUCAAGCUGGCAAAGUCUUGGCAAACGCUAAACAUGCUGAUAGGGAUUGUUGCAAGGACGAUCGGCGCGUUGGGUAACCUGACAUUUGUGCUUGGCAUCGUCAUUUUUAUAUUCGCCGUUAUGGGCCAGCAGUUGUUCUCCGGGAACUACACGGAACACUACAAAGACAACCUUCCUAGGUGGAACUUCAAGGACUUUCUGCACUCGUUUAUGAUUGUGUUCCGAGUGCUGUGCGGCGAGUGGAUAGAGUCCAUGUGGAACUGUAUACAGGCGGCCAGUUAUGUGUGCAUCCCGUUCUUCCUGCUGACCUACAUUAUUGGCAACUUGGUGGUCCUGAACCUGUUUCUUGCCUUGCUGAUCUCUUCGUUUGGCACGGAAAACCUCGCAGGGGACGCCGGGGAGGAUGAGGCGGAACCAACGAAUAAGCUGGCAGAGGCCUUUAAUAGAUUCUCUAGGUUCGGAAACUGGGUGAAGGUGCACAUGAUUGUGCUUGUCAAGCGUACUCGUGAACGCAAGCGGCCCCUUCCGAUUUCAAUGGAUACCAAUGGAAAGAACGGUGCGUUACUUGACGGAAGCGUCAUCGUUAACGGCAACGUUUGUGAACUGACGCUUGAGGAGAACGGUCACGUUACCCCGACUACUAAACAACCAGAGAGAACUGGGGAUAUCGUAGAUGGAAUGCUAACUGAACCAUCUACGAGGACGCAGAGUCGGGCCUCUGUCCGGUCCACAAUGUCUGACACGGAAUCGACAAUAUCCGAAGAUUCGGAAACCAAGAGUUUGAAGAAGGUGGACGCCACUGGGGAACCGGAAACGAAUCCAGCUGACGUCAUCGAAACUGAGGAGCCCGAUCCGUGUCUCUGCAACAUCUGCAGAACUAAAAUCCCGUGCUGCAUGCCUCUCGAACAUUCACGGUUUGGUCAGGUGUGGUUUGCAGGAAGAAAGAAGGCCUUUGCUCUUGUGCAGCACAAAUACUUUGAAACGUUCAUCAUUGUCAUGAUUUUAGCAAGCAGUCUGGCAUUGGCCUGUGAAGACAUAUAUUUAGAUGAUCGGCCAAUGCUGAAACGUGUCCUCAGCUAUAUGGACGAAGUUUUCACCGUGGUGUUCUUCCUCGAGAUGAUACUUAAGUGGUAUGCGUUUGGCUUUAAGUAUUACUUCACGGAUGCCUGGUGCUGGCUGGACUUCAUUAUCGUCAGCGUAUCCCUGAUUAUGUUGGCGGCCAAUAUAUUCGACAUUGGCGACGCAGCGUCUUUGAAGGCCAUGCGGACUUUGCGAGCUCUGCGACCGCUGAGGGCUGUCUCCAGAUGGGAGGGGAUGAAGGUUGUAGUCAACUCACUUGUGAAAGCCAUACCGUCGAUUUUCAACGUGAUGCUGGUGUGUCUAGUCUUCUGGCUGAUCUUCGGCAUUGUCGGCGUUCAGUUUUUCGCCGGCAAGUUCUUCAAAUGCGUCGACGAAAACAAUACUCGAAUUGCCGCCUCGGUAGUGAAGAAUAAAUCGGACUGUCUCAACCAUCCGAACAACUACACAUGGGAGAAUUCGGCGAUCAACUUUGAUAAUGUGUUGAACGCAUACCUUGCGUUACUUCAAGUGGCUACUUAUAAAGGUUGGACUGAUAUUAUACAGAAUGCAGUUGAUAGCCCAACAAAGGUGGACAUUCAGCCUGACAAUGAGAUCAAUUCUAUGAUGUACCUGUUCUUUGUCCUGUUCAUUAUUCUUGGUUCAUUCUUCACUCUCAAUCUCUUCAUCGGUGUUAUAAUUGACAACUUUAACAGGCAAAAGAAAAAGGCAGGUGGCUCGUUGGAAAUGCUUAUGACUGAAGACCAGAAAAAGUAUUACAAAGCUAUGAAGAGAAUGGCAGCUAAAAGCCCUAUUAAGGCAGUACCUCGGCCAGAUUGGUUCCCGGGCAAUGUUUUGUUUGACCUAACCACGACACAGAAAUUCGAUAUCUUCAUCAUGGUCAUCAUACUGCUGAACAUGCUGACCAUGACUAUGGAGCACCACGAGCAGAGCAAGGAGUUCACCGCUGCGCUGUUCUGGGUCAAUUUGGUCUUUAUCAUCAUCUUCACCGCCGAGUGUGUUAUAAAGCUGAUUGGACUGCGGCAAUUCUAUUUCAAGAUCCCGUGGAACGUGUUCGACUUUGUGGUCGUCAUUUCAUCCAUUUUAGCUCUGGCACUGGAUGACUACCUUGAAGACUUACCAAUCUCCCCUACUCUUCUUCGCGUUGUUCGAGUCUUCAGGGUUGGCCGAGUGUUACGUCUGGUUAAAUCCGCAAAGGGGAUUCGAACAUUACUUUUUUCACUGGCCGUUUCGCUUCCUGCUCUUUUUAACAUAGGUCUGUUGUUGUUUCUCGUCAUUUUCAUCUACGCUAUUUUUGGAAUGAAUUUCUUCAAAGACGUCAAAUUGAUAGGCGGUCUGGAUGACGUGUUCAAUUUUCAAACGCUAAUGCAAAGUAUGAUUACCCUAUUCCAAAUGUGUACAUCGGCCGGUUGGGACGGUGUAUUAAAAGGUAUAAUGAAUGAGGAUGACUGUGAGAAACUCCCAAAAAACAAUUGUGGAAGUUACGGCUUGGCAGUUUUAUAUCUUGUAACGUACUUAGUUAUAAGUUUUCUUGUUGUUGUGAACAUGUACAUUGCCGUCAUUUUAGAAAACUUUAGCCAGGCAACAGAGGACGUUCAACAGGGUUUGACGCCAGAUGAUUUUGAUAUGUUUUAUGAGGUUUGGGAAAAGUUCGAUCCGGAUGCUACGCAGUAUAUAUCUCUUGACCAAUUGUCUGAUUUUGUGGACUUUUUAGACGAACCACUAAAGCUUCCAAAACCAAACUACUUUUUACUAGUAAAAUUAGAUAUUCCAAUUUAUGAAGGAGACAGGCUAUAUUGUAGAGACAUCCUUGAUGCAUUGACAAAGAAUUUCUUAGGGACUGCAGAUACUGGCGAUAUUCCAGAAGAUGCUAAGAAGGAUUUGAAAAAGAAGAUUGAGUACGAAGUUGUAAGCAGCACUCUUCAAAGACAAAAGGAGCAUUAUGCUGCGAAGAUUAUACAAAAAGCAUACAGGAAUUACCGCAAUGCGCACGGUGGCUUUAACGGUGACAGCGGAGAUAUAAAACUGGAUCCUCCUGCUUAUAACGAGAUUAUUGUCGAAAUACCUAUGGACGAAGAAAAUGCUUCAGAUACAAAGAAUGCAAGUGAACACAAGAAGGUAGAGUCUAUUGAAAUGCAAAAUGUAGACAGCAAUAUCGGCAGUCGCGGCAAUGAAGAAGAUAGUAGACCAUGUCACACAAUAGUGGAGGUCGAUCUAAAGCCAGACAGCGAUGUAGUAGCGUGAUCAAUCAAAGAAAGGUGUAGACGCAGACAACGUGUGUGAUAUUAACAUGGUAUUAGAGUAAGUGGUGCGAUAGAGUAUAAAUUUAGAUUUCAUUCUUAACGAUAAUGAAUACCGUUCGCUUUGCGAAUAUAAAGGCGGGCAUUUUCAAAUCGUUGUUAUCAAACACCGAUAAGUGCAUCCAGACUUGGCCGAUCCCAUUAAAGAACUCUCAAUAACAUAAUGAAGGGAUUUAUUCAAUUCCGGAUAAAAUAUACGACGUACAGUUUACGAUUUUUUUACGAAUUAAGCAAUAAUAGAAUGCAAGAAAUAGUGGUGAUUGUGCUUGAUUGAAUAUUGACGUUUUGUCGAGUUGUAUUUCUUGUAAGUAAAGCAAAGCUUCAGUGAUAUUAUUUGAGGAAUAGGAUAUACAUUUGAUCACUUUAGAAUAUGCCAUUUGGACAAAUCUAAAGGUUUUAAUUGAUAAAAUAUUGUAGUGUCUGCAUAUUAUUUUCUAUGCACUUUGAAAGAAACUUCUCUGCGCAUGCUCUAGCGGAAAUAAUGUUUAAUGUAUUGAUCACACUAAAUAAUUUAAAUUUGUAUCUGUCUUUUGCAUUUUUAAGAUGUUUAUAAUGUUUUGUCUCAUCAUUUCUGAUCAUGUUUAUGCCAUGAUUGUCCACAAUGAUAUUACCUGUAAGAAAUGUAUUUCAAGAAAGUAUUUAUGAACAUCUCUUUUAAUUAUAAACAUAUUUAGACAGGUGUUAUAUAUAUUUAAGAAAAAAAUAUUAUUUAUAAAAUGACACGAAAAUAUAAAUAGAUCUAGUUUUAUUUAAACAUCUAUGAAGGCGAUUGUCAUCGGUUUUACUGUAGGAUGAAAAAUAUAGGCUUAACACUAUUUAUUAUCUAAUUUCUUUGGAAUAAUAUCAAUAUUUCUCGCGCCAUUUUAUCUGUCAUAACGUUCAUUACAAAUAUACAUAUAACUCAUGUUUGACUUGUUGAGGAAAGAUUUUUUUCUUUUUUUUUGUUUUGUGCUGUUUGUGCAAAAAACUUUGUGUGUACAUGAUAUUGAAUGGUUCUGUAUUAUUAAGUUGUAUGUAGUUUAAAGUUUGCAGUUUUAAUUCAGUAAUUCAGUGUUAUGAUUUAUCUGUAAAAUGACAGACUGAUUAUUUCGUAUUUUAAAGAUUAACUUCGUGUUACUGUAGGGAAUGCAUAUUUUAUAGAACAUAAUAAGACACACAUAUAUGUAUAUUCAAAGAAAUUAAAUAUAUGUAUAUGCAUUACAACAUGAAACUAAUACUGAAGAUUAAGUAAGAGUUUUAAAUUCGUUCUUAUAAUAUCAUUAAUCACAUCCAUGUCGUCAUAAUAAACUAUUUUUCAUGGUUAAAUUAUUCUUCUGUAGUAUUAUGUAUUAGUUUAUUUAGAUAUUUUUACUUUUCAAUUGUUGUCAGAGACAAUGGUUCACAGUAAGAAAUAAAUAAAAUGCCAGAUUUGAGAACAUUAUUUGUGUAACAGUAGUGGUAAGCCAUAACCGACAGGGGAGGUAACCGAUAUUACGAGUGUGGAACAUGCUGCUAUAUUUUUUCUGUAUAAUUGACCUUUCGACAGCCGAUUGAUUGACAGGCUUAUUAACCAAUCAGAUUACAGCAUUGAUUAGGCCCGUUACUAUCCGCCAUUUUGUCCGUCAAACUCGCCGUUGUCCGACACAUAAGCUUAUACGUAAUUCUGUGUUUUAAACAAAGAAAAUGGUUAAAAGGUGCUGUUAUGGCACUUGUUAUUCAGACACAAGGUAUCCAGAACGGUUAAAAGAUGGAAGUACGUUUUUUCCGUUCCCUCAACCGGGUACUAAUCUUGAAAAAUUCAAACGUUGGAUUCGUCUUUGUGGUCGUCCACACGAACAGCUUAAUCUCAACAUAUUAAGCGAUCGCCCGAAAGCAAAACACAGUCGUAAUAAUAAGAUACUACGCGAAAAUAGAAAAUGUAAGUUUUGCAACGGACACGUUAUAAAAAAGAGUAUAACUUUGUACUUGUUUAUCCUCUAUAUAGACAAAUUAGAAAGGAACAUUUAAAACCAUUUUUCAAAGGUGGCCAACGUUAAAUAAAUUUGACUUUCUAAUGCAGUCGGCUAAUAAAUAAGACAUUAUAAACUUUGCUAGAUUUUUUUAAUGCUAAUGAAAUGCGUAAUAAUAAAGACAAUCAGUUAUUAUUUUUAAUAAUAUCACAUAGAAUAAAACAUUUUUUAUUUCUUUCGGUUUAAGUCUUCCAAAUUUAAUGUAAGUUAAGAAACUAUUUUAAAAUGCGCAAGUAA